UACUUCUCUACUCUUGUUCAGUUCCCUUUUUGUAUUAAACGCCAUGAUCAUGGAGUAGAGAUGUGUUGAAUGGAAAAUUUUCUUUUGCUAUUUGAUUAACUGUUUACAUAAUUUAUUGCUGAUUGGAGGAUUAAAUUCACUGUAAACUUAAAGAUGUGGCACGAAGCGAGAAAACAAGAAAAGAAGAUUCGAGGGAUGAUGGUUGAUUAUAAAAGAAGAGCUGAAAGGAGGCGAGAAUAUUAUGAAAAAAUUAAACAAGAUCCAGCCCAGUUUCUUCAAGUUCAUGGAAGACCUGCCAAAAUUCAUCUUGAUCCAGCUGUUGCAUUAGCUGCUGAUAGUCCGGCUACAAUGAUGCCAUGGCAAGGACAUCAAGACAAUCUGAUUGAUAGAUUUGAUGUUCGAGCUCAUUUAGAUAUUAUUCCUGAAUAUGUACCUGAAUCUGAACCCCAAAAACUGUCUGGAGAAGAACUUUAUGAAGAUAGAAAAGCAUGUUAUGAGAGGUAUCGAACCCUAGUUCAGAACGAUUUUUUAGGUGUUAAUGAAGAUAAGUUUCUUCAUCAAAUAUUUGUUGAAGAAAGAUAUGGCAUUUUUAAACCAGGACUUGAAGAAGAGAAAAAAAAGUUUCUUGACAAAAAAGCAGCCAUUGGUUAUGUGUAUGAAGAUAGUACUGAUUCUCCUCCGCAUCCAAAUAAUGCUCAAAAAUUGGAUGCAGACGAUGAUGAUGAUGAAAAUGAUGAGGAAAAAGAGGAGGAUUUUAGUGAUAUUGAUCUAGAUGUGACUGUCGAUGUGAAUGUGUUAACCCCAUCACAGUGCGCUGAAAUGAAUGCACAGUCCAUCAAAUAUGGGAUGGUAGAUGAUGAUUUUAUAACAUACCUGCUUCAUGAUAAAGAAGAAGCUGAACAGUUAAAACUUGCAAGAGAAAUUGAAGAAGAAAAAGCAAUGUAUUCGGGCAGGAAAUCUAGGCGAGAAAGACGUGCAUUGAGAGAAAAAAAACUAGCGGGCAGAAAAAUAACCAGUCCUCCUAGCUAUGCAGCUCGAGAUAGUCCAACGUAUGCACCAAUGAGGCAUUCGACAUCAAAAUCACGUUCUCGCUCCCCUCCAGAUGCCGGUAAAAUUAUGUUUAUAACAAGUUUUGGUGAUGAUUGUUUUGAGGGAGAACAUUUAAAUAAGCUUGGAGAAAAAGGCACAUUAGUUUCUAAGCAAGGCAAAAGUUCUAGAUCUAAAGAAAGUUCAGGAUCUCUUAUAGGACCACAGUUACCAUCAAAAAAUGGAAAUGAAGAAAAGCAUGUUUCAGAUUCUCGUGUUUCUAGAAAUAGUUCUUAUUCUGAUUCGUCUAGAUCAUCAGGCUUUCCUAAAAAAAAGCAUGGAAGAGAUCAUAAGCAUUAUUCUGGCAGAAGAUCUAGGCAUGAUUCGAAUUCAUCUUCUGGUAGAUCAUCAUCAUCAUCUAGGAAGGUAGAUAAAAAAGCAAAGAAAAAACAUUCUCAUAGGAGCAGUUCUCGGUCUAGAUCACGCUCCUUAUCAACUUCAAGGUCAAGAUCUCGGUCACACCUGCGCUCUCGUCGUACAAAAACUCGAUCCAGGUCGAGGUCGAGGUCAAGAUCGAGGUCAAGUGCAAAAGCAGGUGCUGAAAAGUCAGAAUCCCCUCAGUUACCUCCACCUCCUAUAAAAUCAUAUUAUCGGCAUAGUCUUUCUAGGUCUAACAGUGAUAUUUCAGAAGAGAGUGAAGAUGAGAAGCCAGCUGCUCGUAGUCCGGUGGUAACCAAUAUAGCCAAUGUUUCUCGGUUGCUACCGUUAACGGGUAAAGCCAGUCCCGCUACCAAACAGACAAAGUUGACACCUCAAGAACGCCUUAAACGUAAAAUGCAACUGGCAUUGAAGAAACAAUAUAAAGCUGAUAAAAAAGCCCAAAUGGAAAAAACAGAGAAACAGAUGCAAGAAAGACAGGAUCGAGCUGAGGAACUCCGAGAGAUGGCCAUCAAAUUGCGACAAAGAGAAAGGGAAAGAAGGCAUAAAAUGCGUGGGUUUGGUUAUGAUUCUGAUAGUGAUACAACAUGGACUAGAAACCCAGACUUUAAUCCACGUGCUCCUGAAAGCCAUCAUGUACCUAGGAAAAAAGACCCUCCAUCGAGUAGAAGUAAUAGCAGUUAUGACAGUAGUCGAGAACGAAGUCCCCCACCACCUUCUACUAGUCGUAGACGGAGUCGAACAAAAUCUCCUCCUAUCCGAACUUCACGUAGGAGCCCUGCAGAGGAAAGGAGAUGUUCAUCACCACCUUAUAAAUCAUACAGAAGAAGUCCUCGGCGAAGCCCAAGGAGAAGCCCUCAACGCAGUUAUUGUCGAAGCCCAGGACACAAUUCAUAUGGCAGUAGAGAAGCAAGAUAUAAUUCUCCUCGUAGACGUUCAAGGUCAAGGAGUCCUAGCCGUAGAUAUUCUUCUUCAAGACAGUAUAGAAGAGGCAAUUAUUCACCUUCAAGAUCAAAGUCUCCUUCAAGAUCUUAUGCAACUAGGCCUUUAGUUGAUUAUUAAAUGGCUUUUAUGAAGAUUGAUUCAUUUAGUGUUGUACAUGUAUAUCAUAUAUUUUUGCCAUUUCUUUUCUCAUAUAAAUCGGUUUUAAACCUUAUCAAAUAUUCAUAAUCAUUCUGACUUAGUUACUUUUUGAUUGAAUAUAAAAGUUAUUAAAAUCAUAUUAAAUAUCUAAUUUAAUUAUAUAUAUAUGUAGUAAUUGGUUUAUUUCUGAGAUGUAUUUUGUAUAUUUAGACAUGGUGUAUGUGUAAAUAAUAGAUUGAUCAGUUUAUUAUUAAAAUGCAAUUUAAGGUACUUUUAAAGGAAAGUUAUGAAUGUGUUAUUCUAACCUUUUGGUAAAUAGCAUUUUGAUCAAGUUGCUCAUGUGCUUUCUUUGAUUGAACUUGAAUGUAGGCAGACAUAGUGUAAGAUAGUUAUUUCAUACUGUGUUAUCUGGAAACCAUAUCAAAUAAAAUUUUAAUAACCCAUUCAUAUCUUUCAAACUAAGCAUAUGUAUUUGUUAUUAAGAUGUAUGAUACAGAACCAUAAGUUGAAAUUUUAUGCAAUGUGAAAUUUGGCUUUAAAAAGUUACAUACAUAAAAUUUCAAUGAUUUUUAAUGAUUUAAGAAUUAGCAUUAACUUGAAUAGUGUGAGAAUGCAGAAAAUCCUUCACAAAUUACUCUUGAGAUUCCAGUGAAAUAGUGGUAUGAAAUAAAGCCAUAGAAAAUUUGUAUAUGUUUCUCAAGUCUUACACUGAAACUGUGAUGAAUAUAUUUAUAAAUUUUUUUUGUCUACAUUAUGAGAGAAUAUUUUAUAAUUUUUUACUGCCAUAUCUAAAUGAUGUUCUUCCAUUCUGUAUUGUUGAAUACAUUUUAGGAAAAUUGUAUUGGUUACAUAUUGAUGCUUUAGUGCUAUUGUUAUUAUUAUUAUUAUUUUAAGAUCACUAAGAGAAAGUUUUUUAUUAUGUUAAAUUAUUUCAUGUGCAUUCAUUUCUGAAGUUAUUUUAACUUUUGGGGAAACUUAAUGUUUAAAUCUUUCCCUCUUAAAAUGGUGAGCCACUUCAAAUCAACUUCGCCCUUUAAUAGAUAAGAAUAAUAUCCUUUAAUAGAUAAGAUAAAAAUGUUAGUUCAUUAUUGUCUGAGUGGCACAAUUCUUUGGAUCUGCUUAUGAGGAACUGCAUUUAAACAGCAUUUGUUUACUAAAUUCAUAUAAUUAAUUAUUUUAUACUCUGUUUUCAUAAACUAGUAUUCAUUUAGAUCAUUAAAGAAAAUAAGAAAACAAAAUCUUUUAAAUAAGGUAGUAUACUUCCAAUGAGGGGGGGGGGACUGUUGACUGGAUAAAAGCAAUCAUGUCACUCAGAGGAUUAAACUCAGAUUUGUAUCAGUGUUAGUUAAAAUUGUAUACCAGUUUAUUAUUAUAAAAAUAAUGCAAAAAUUGUUUUGUGGCAUUUGAUUUAUGUGUUUUUGACUGUCAUAUGAACGGAAAUAUCUUUUUAAAAUAAUUAAUUAGCUGACAUAUAGUUACUGCUA
Molecule: messenger RNA, 4031 nt
Organism: Stegodyphus dumicola
Lineage: Eukaryota; Metazoa; Arthropoda; Arachnida; Araneae; Eresidae
Source: RefSeq, a predicted model, not a curated record